This is a messenger RNA of Gadus chalcogrammus (walleye pollock), 1716 nucleotides long. RefSeq names its product NEDD4 family-interacting protein 1-like. The transcript has 7 exons. Lineage: Eukaryota; Metazoa; Chordata; Actinopteri; Gadiformes; Gadidae. Gene Ontology annotation, cellular component: Golgi apparatus; endoplasmic reticulum; perinuclear region of cytoplasm. Gene Ontology annotation, biological process: vacuolar transport; metal ion transport; positive regulation of protein ubiquitination. Gene Ontology annotation, molecular function: WW domain binding. The coding region runs from base 167 to 793 and encodes 208 amino acids. The record is from RefSeq and is a predicted model, not a curated record.
GUGACCAAUUGACGUCAUUGGUUCUCUAAAGGGAAAAAGAAGGUGUGGGAUUCUGCCGAUCGUGUCUUCAAGACCGACUGAUCGGAUUGUUGUUCUGGUUUAUGUUUUCAAUCUGAGGGGCAUUCUAUCAUUUAAAGCAGUUGUUCGUGGAAACAAGUGAUCCGGGAUGGCGGAACCAAACGCCAGAUAUCAGCAGCUGACCAAUGAGGAGGAGUCAGAGCAAGUUCCACAGCAGGCAGCAGCCGAUGCCCCGCCCCCAUACAGUUGCGUUUCUGCAGAAAAUGCUGCUUACUUUGACCUCAAGGACGACGGAGCCUUCCCCAAGCCCCCCUCCUACAACGUGGCCACAACGCUGCCAUCCUACGAUGAGGCGGAACGGACCAAGGCUGAGUCGACAGCCGUUCCCGUGGAUGAGGACUUUGGGACCAGGGAGGACAUCGAGGACAGCGACCAGCUCAGGAUAGGAAACGACGGCAUCUUCAUGUUGACCUUCUUCAUGGCACUGCUGUUCAAUUGGAUCGGGUUCUUCCUGUCCUUCUGCCUGACCUCCUCUGCUGCCGGCCGCUACGGGGCCAUCUCAGGCUUUGGCUUGUCACUCGUCAAAUGGAUCCUCAUUGUUCGGUUCUCAAGCUACUUCCCCAGUUACUUUGACGGCCAGUACUGGCUGUGGUGGGUCUUCCUGGUGCUGGGGUUCCUGCUCUUCCUCAGAGGCUUCAUCAACUACGCACGCGUCCGCAAGAUGGCCGACUCCUUCACCACGCUACCCCGAACCCGCGUCCUCUUCAUCUACUGAGAAUCCCUUCUCUUCAUCUUCUUCGUGUCUCUGGCCUGUCUUUGAUUUAUUAUCAUGAAUGACGUAACUUCAUCAAACACACGGCUGUAACAUCUAGUUUGAUCCUUUCUUUUCGCCAUGUGAUUCUCUGGAAUGUGUGUGUGUGUGUGUGUGUGUGUGUGUGUGUGUGUGUGUGUGUGUGUGUGUGUGGUCUAAAUAAUGCCUUAUCUCUACUUUAUUGUAUAUAGCUACAUGUAAAUGUCUGUAGAGACGCAUGUACUGCUCCUCCACCAGAGGGCAGUCUUGUUGCGUGUUUGCCCCUAUAGUGCUUGUUAAAGACCCGGUCUUUGAUGGCUCUCGGCCUCUGGACCAACACAUUGGAGGGCUAGGUGUAUUAGUUAAGGGUACUAAGUAAUAUAUUCCAUAUACAUGAAGUUACUGUACUUUCAUUGAUAUUUAGGAGUGAUAAUUGAUUGCGGGAUGUUUCCACUGUGGCCCUGGUAUACCAAACAGCUGAGAGCAUUAGCAGAUGUUUGCAGCUGGGCUGUGUCACCUCAAAGCAGCUAUCGAUUAAUUUACAGAACCUAUUCCAUCACGGUGGAAGACCAAGAAAAUCCUUUUUUUCUUUUGUUGUAUUUUCAAACUAAUAGUCACGCAAGCAAAGUUAUCCAAAUAUAAGUGAUACAUAAUAAAACUAGAAGAGAUCUAUAAGAUUUGUGUUGUGGUGGGCUGGAGUAGAAAAGAACUUCCCAGGAUCUGUUUCUGUAAUAUAUGCUUUUUCUUUUGAGUUUCCAGUGAAUCCCGUGGUGGAUUCAAAAUGGUGGUUUUAGGUCACUAUUUGAGAGAGUGUAACUGGCAAUGAAGAACGGCAAACACUGAAAAGCUUUGAUUUUCUUCUCAUGGUGUAUUGAUAAAUGAAUAAAUUCAGAAUUUCAAUGAUGAAA